AUGCGUACCCUGCAGCUCACUCUUGAUUAUGGGAGAUAUUCCGAAACCAAGCCCUAUAUCUUCCACCAGGCUCCCUCAGACGCUUGCACUCACGAACAUCUCGCCGUAAUUGAUUUGAUCAGUCGAACCCAACCUCGUAUGGACUUGGGCAUUGACUUUGGCCCUGUCAUCCGGGAUGGUAAGACGCAAGUGAUCGCCUUGCUCCUCCAGGCUAUGGCUAGGAGAUCAACCAGUCAGAGGGAAACGAGCCUCGCGCGCCUCGUAUUAUGGAAGGCAAAAUAUUACGGCCAGUGCGAUAUGAUCAAGUUAGUGCUGGAGAAGUUCCCCCGGCUGCAUCUGGACCAUGCCUUUGAGCUGGCAACAUCCUCUGGAAACGACUUGGUGGUGAAUCUCCUUAUCGAUACUGCUGUUAAACAAGGGAAACGUCUCUUCUCAACCAACAGAGACGAGUCUCUGCAAGUCAAGAAGACGCGAAUACUAAACAACAUUCCAACCCGGGUUAUAAGGUCCAGUGCCGAGACCGAGUUCAUUGUGGCGUGCUGGAGCGGUAACCGCGAAAGGGUAAAACAGCUGUUAAGAGAUGGUAUCUCGGCCGAUCUGGAAGAUGACGAUGGCCGGACGCCUCUACAGAUUGCCGUUUAUUGUGGACAUAGUGACCUGGUUCGACUUUUGUUGGAGAGCGGAGGACCGACAAACGCUAAUUACGACCUUGCGCAAUUAGCAGUUACUGAGGGCACAUAG
Messenger RNA from Aspergillus viridinutans, 741 nucleotides. RefSeq names its product ankyrin repeat domain-containing protein. The transcript has a single exon. The record is from RefSeq and is a predicted model, not a curated record. The coding region runs from base 1 to 741 and encodes 246 amino acids. NCBI's taxonomy places the organism in Eukaryota, Fungi, Ascomycota, Eurotiomycetes, Eurotiales, Aspergillaceae. Gene Ontology annotation, molecular function: protein binding.